This is a messenger RNA of Impatiens glandulifera, 917 nucleotides long. RefSeq names its product REF/SRPP-like protein At3g05500. The record is from RefSeq and is a predicted model, not a curated record. The transcript is spliced from 3 exons. Lineage: Eukaryota; Viridiplantae; Streptophyta; Magnoliopsida; Ericales; Balsaminaceae. The coding region runs from base 127 to 792 and encodes 221 amino acids.
GCUUAAACUCGCUUUCUCUCUCUCUAUAAAUUCACAAUCUUUCUUUACAUCUUCAUCAUCUUCUCACUACUAAGUUCUAACAAUCUCUCUCUUAGAUCUCUCAAUAUCAAACUCUGCAUUUCUAUCAUGGCCGAUUCCGAUCUCAAUUCUCAAUCGAUCGCCGCGAACGAGGAAGAAGCGCAGCGAUUGAAGUACCUUCAGUUUGUUCAAGUAGCUCUCUUACAGGCAGCGAUUGGCUUCUCCCGUCUAUACGGCUACGCCAAGAACAAUUCCGGUCCUCUCAAACCCAGCGUUGAAACCGUCGAAGGAACCGUCAAGGCUGUUGUCGGUCCUGCCUACGGCAAAUACCAUGAUGUCCCAAUCGAACUCCUCAAAUUCGUUGAUCGCAAGGUUGAUGAGUCAGUUACUGUGUUGGAUAAACGCGUACCUCCAUUGGUGAAGAAAGUUUCAACACAUGCAGUUUCAGCAGCACAGAAUGCACCUUCAACAGCGAAAUCAGUUUAUGCAAAGUAUGAACCAGCGGCUAAGGAUAUAUACAGUAAAUAUGAACCUGUGGCUGAACAGUAUGCUGUAUCGGCAUGGCAAUCACUGAAUCGUCUUCCUUUGUUUCCUAGAGUGGCUAAUGUUAUGGUACCAACUGCUGCUUAUUGUUCAGACAAGUAUAAUGAGACUGUUAUCAGUACUGCGGAGAAAGGGUAUAGGGUUGCAUCUUAUCUUCCUUUAGUUCCAAUGGAGAAGAUUGCUAGGGUUUUCACUCAGGAAGCUUCGGCACCAGCAGCAGCAGCAAAUUAGGGUUUUUUUUAUGGUUUGAAGAAGGGUUUGUGUUUUUCUGAAUUUCUUUAAUUUUCUGUAAAGGAUCUUGAACUUCUUGGUGUUUGGGUUUGCAGCAUUUUCAAUUAAAACUGUGUUUCUUUUAA